AUUAUUUCAUUUCACCCGCUCAGCGCCUCAGCCGCUUCUGUGCUCUCCAGAUUCUGAAGACUGAAGUUCCUCAAGAGUCAAGCCUCAACGUUUUUAGCAUAACUCUUCACUCAAAAUUUUCUUCACUCAAAAUUACUCCUUUUUCGGUUUCUCCCACAGAUCUGUUCAACUGAUAAUUAAAGGAUAUCGUGGAAAUGGCAACCUAUAUGUGGAGGAAAUAUGCAGAUUAUGUGUACACAAAGUGGGAGAAGACAAUUCUAUGGGAUAUGGUCGAACCAUUUAGGAGACCAAAAUCGUUUACACCUCUUGUCACAAUCUAUGUUUGUGCAUUUUAUACAGGGGUUAUUGGGGCAGCCAUCACUGAGCAACUCUACAAGGAAAAAUACUGGGAAGAACACCCUGGGCAAGAAGUGCCUCUAAUGAAGCCGAUGUUGUAUGGCGGCCCUUGGAGAGUAAUGAGAGGUGAUGUUCCUCCUAUGGGAAAGUUUAAUCUCUGAGCAGCAGUCAGUUGAUAGUUAUAAGGUAUCUAAUAUAAGCUCUAUGAAAAGGAAAAGUAGCGAGAUAUGUUGUAGGUGCACACGAGUUCAAAAUUCUAUCUGUGAACCAAGUUUAGUAUAUACGUAGAGAAGGGUAGAAGGGCAUACCCAUUAUCCACUGAAAAGGGAAAGAUACCACUUUCUUUGCAUUUAUCGUGUGUUUAUAUUUGACCUAUCCUCACUUGUAAAGAUUUUAAUCUAGCUGUUUACUAUGUUGUCGGGCGUUUUUCUGAUCCUUACCGGGUUGUUUAGGGCAAGUCUAGUAGUAUCUCGUUGUUGUUCCUAGAGUGCUAGUAUUACGGCUACUUCUUACUAUCUUCUGCUUCAGUUUUUCGCUGCUUGUGCCUUGUUGCUA
Messenger RNA from Nicotiana tabacum (common tobacco), 891 nucleotides. The record is from RefSeq and is a predicted model, not a curated record. Lineage: Eukaryota; Viridiplantae; Streptophyta; Magnoliopsida; Solanales; Solanaceae.